Messenger RNA from Coregonus sp. 'balchen', 1440 nucleotides. The record is from the annotation of a GenBank genome assembly. NCBI's taxonomy places the organism in Eukaryota, Metazoa, Chordata, Actinopteri, Salmoniformes, Salmonidae.
AUGGUGUGUGACCCAAUCUCCUAUGAGCCCACCAUCUUCACCACCCUGUCUACACUGCUCCCCAUCCUCUCAUUCAGCUGCACUGACACAGACAACAUCACAAAAGGUACACAGUGUGUGUAUGUAACUGCAGAGGCGUCAUGUCCAUAUGUGGCACAGGGGCACGUGCCCCCUCAGAUUUGUCCUAAAAAUAAUAAUUAUAUACAUAUACUGUAUAUUUUUUAGUUUGUUUGUUUUUUCUCUCUCUGUAAUGCUUCUAGCCACUUAGCAAUUUUAUGAAGUUGGCUUUAGCUAGCCCAGAUUGGGAACCCAUUUCCCAACCUCAUAACUAGCUACCAAGAAGCCAUUUCAGGCUAUCAAUCAAGUUAGAGUAGCUAGCUUGUCUAACUAUCUUAGCUGGCAUGCCAGCUGGCAAGGUUGGUAGACUUUAGAAAAGCAAGCAAUAACUAAAUGUAUUGAAUAAGACUCACAUUCCUUUCAAUCUUUUACCCAGGUUAUAACAGAGUUUCAAAGAAGCAUUAUUACAGACAGCUCAAGAGGUAUGCUUAGAUAUGCAGAAAAUACAUAUUUUUUUCAAACAUAUAAUUAAGCAUAAUGAUUAUGGCUCUAGAUUACAUUGCAUGUGUUUGAAAAAUGCAAAAUUGCCCCCCCUCUGGGACACCCUCACAUUUUAGUCAUUUAGCAGAUGCUCUUAUCCAGAGCGACUUACAGUUAGUGAGUGCAUACACAUUUUUUUUUUUCAUACUGGCCCCCCGUGGGAAUUGAACCCACAACCCUGGCGUUGCAAGCACCAUGCUCUACCAACUGAGCUACACAGGGCCUUUGUGCCCAUUCAGACUUUUGGGGUACAUGAUGACCCUGUGUAACAGAGUUUAUUGUUUACACCAAAAGUCCGUUUAAGAUUUUUUGUUAAUCUAAAGUAUAUUAUGUGUUUGCAUGUUCUGCAUAUCUGACCAUGUGUGAUCUCGUUCAUGACAGGUGCUGCAGUGGACCGUUUUCUGAUGACCGGGAUGAGUCUGUUCUCCAGGAAUGUGUUCUCCUAUGUGGUGGAUGGGGUCUAUGACCACACCAUGUUUGAGGUCACCAUCUCUGUGUCUGAUGGCAGGCAUCACACGGAGGCUGUGGCCUACAUCUAUGUAGUCCCCUGGACCAACAGUGCUCCUACUACUACCACUACAGUAAGAUCAGCCCUGUAGAGACAUGGUACACACCACUGUAACACAGAGCUGCAUGUGAAGGAAAACCUUUUACAAUACAAGACUCAUAAUAUACUGUAUAAUCUCUCUGCUGUCCCUCCUCUAGGCCAAGACUCCACAGGUGGUCACUGUGAUGUCAGACUACUGGGAUCCAGAGCCCUGGUUUGUUGCCGUGGUUAUGGUUACUGGGGUCCUGCUCCUGUUGGUCACAAGUCUGCUCAUCUGGGCCAUACUUAGCCGGUGA